AUGUUUAAUAGACACAGGAAUACUGCCGAGUCAAUACUUGGACUGAAUCAUUUAGUAGAAUGUCCAUCAAAUAAUUGUGGAGAUUACGAAAGCUUAAUAACGACAGUUAAAGAAAAGCAAGAUGUUUUGGAUAAGUUAAACAGCAGAAGAAGCAAGAUUGCAUCGGGCGAAAUUCGUUCUCUGCCUUCAGCAGAAAAUAUGAUGAAGUUGAUAUGGAAUGACGAGUUGGAACUUUUUGCUCAAAGAUGGGCCGACCAGUGUGUCAAAAGUAGUUCUUAUAAUGAAACAGAUUCUUGCAGAGAUUUGGGUAAU
Brenthis ino (lesser marbled fritillary) is the source of this 312-nucleotide messenger RNA. The record is from the annotation of a GenBank genome assembly. NCBI's taxonomy places the organism in Eukaryota, Metazoa, Arthropoda, Insecta, Lepidoptera, Nymphalidae.